Messenger RNA from Cinara cedri, 27907 nucleotides. NCBI's taxonomy places the organism in Eukaryota, Metazoa, Arthropoda, Insecta, Hemiptera, Aphididae. The record is from the annotation of a GenBank genome assembly.
CGGCACGUUUAUCAGUGAGCUGGCAGAAAAUUGGUACCUAUUCUACAGCGUAGUCCGUAGCCGUCAUCCUCGUUCGGUAGGUACCCGCAAAUAAAUCUAUAGACCGAACGAGCGUAUUGCUCGAGCGGCUUACUCUCGAAAAAUAUAAUUUCUCGUUUUUCGACACAUUUUGUUGUUAUUUUUGUUGCGGACAGUACAAUAAUAUCGUAACACGCAGACAUACAGAUAACAUACCAACUUGUGCCACAUUCGGUUCUCGAAUUUCACUCGCUAACCCGUAUACGUCGUAGUAUCGCAAACGUCGUCUUAAAACGCUAUCGGUUUUCAAUGCGUUAUCAAUAGUUAUCAGCAAUAUGUUUUUUUCCCCGACGAAAUCAAUCGUCCGAUAAAACGUAAUACACGCGUUAAACUUGACGGGUGAGAAAAAAAAAACGGUAUAUUGAUAAUAAUAUUUUCCGUAGACAACCAGUGUGUGUGUGAUCAAUCACUCUGUAUACACAUACGUGAUAUUGCGACCAACGCGACGGACGGCCGCUCGUCAACGACAGCUGAUUUUAAUCUUUUUUUUACGCGGACACGAUCGCGUGGUGUCGGCCUCCUCGCAUACUUUAUUCAAUUAACUCCGUUCGGAGUUUAUAGACGAAAAUAUGUAUAAUAAUAACAAUAACAAACGAUAACGACGUGUUAUUUCGAACGUGGUCUUUAGAAUUGGGUAAAAAAAAAAAACACCGACACCGCGUCGUCCGACCGCAUGUAUAUUGUCUGAACAUUUUUACUCGGUGAGAUUCGAACGGGGAAAUAAUAAUAAAAAAAAAAAAAAAACUAAAACUUUUCAAAAUAUAAUACUACAAACGCCGCGCAAUUAGAACGCUUUUUAAACGAAAUAUUUUAUUGCAAUUGCGUGCAUAAAAUAUGCGCGCGUGUUAUCGUCAAAGUCAUUCAUGCGGAUCUGCGGCGCGUCGUACUUACGCGAAAAUAAUAAAACAACGAUAAUAAUAUUAUCUGAAUAGACACGUGUGAAAAAAAAAACGCUGAAUUAUUAUUAUUUCUUGUUUUUUGUGUGUGUGUGUGUGUGUGUGUGUGUGUAUUACCUAACUAGAAAAAAAAACACCAACAAAUCGCGCCGUUUCAGAUCAAGACCGUCGCGUGAGAUGAAAUUUGUCGCGGAAAAAACGAAUUUUCGAUUUUCGAACGUUUAUCGCUAUGUAAAUGUGUACGUUCAAUCGACGAAACGUACACACGUGAUGAUCGACGAAGUCAGCAGUGGUGUUUUUUUUCCGUUAGAAUUUUAUCAUCAAAUUUUGGCGAAAAUCGUAAAUAUCACGGUCUUUUAGUACACGCACAACCGCACUGCGCUCAGAAUGCUUUAUCGUUAGCAGCGAUUAAUCGUUGCGUACGGGCAUACAUUCAAUUUCCCCUUUACCUACCCGACUUCCCGCCUACAACAGUGGCUCACCCACCGUACCCACCAAAUGUCCGUUUGUUUUUUCAAUAUUGUAUUUUGUAUACAUUUUCAGAUACGCGAGUAUGUCAAUAAUAUACGUUUAUAUUUUCACUCUGUAUUAUGUUUUCGCUCAUAUUUUGAUUAGUUCGUUUUGUCUUUGCUUUCGGUCUUUCGCCCCAUAACCAUUUGUAAUAAUAUUAUACCGAGUGCUUUGCGAAAACUGUGUCGCUUUCCAGACAUAACCGACAGUUAAUAAUGACCGCGGUUUCGUCCCGUGCCGAACACCGAUAUCGAACAUGUCGGCACGCAGACGUUUGUUUAAUAUUAUUAUGGUUUUUUUUCAUUCGAUACGAUUUUUACGGUGCCCGGAGUCGUAUUAAUAUAAUACAAUACUUCAAUGUUGAAUAUCAUACGAUUACUGUAGACGGAUGCGUUUUUUUUUAUUUUUUUUUUUUUUACUAUGCUUUCGUUUGGUAGCCGUCAGACAGGAAACAACUAUAAUAAUAACGCUACGGCGGCGGUGGAAAAGGCCACACGAUCAAAGGUCACCCGUCUGUUUCGUAUAACAUUAUCAGCUCGCCGCGGUUAUCUGACCGCUUGUGCGUUAUACCAUUUUUAUAUAUUUACAACGCCACGUCGAAACGGUUCAGUAGGAAAUAUAAUACAAUAUUAUUGAAAACGUCCGUAGUUUUUUUUUUUUUUUUAGGUUCGUAUUGGUUUUACAAAGACGUUUUAAUUUUUUUUAAACUGUGAACAACUUUUCUAUCAUAAAUGUUGCUCCGAUUUUCGAGUUUAUCGCAUUUUUCGUAAGGAAUCGUACCGGGGCGGUAUUUUAGGAAGGUCGUUUUUUUGAUUUUCCGAGCGGUUUUCAUAGAAAUCGGGAAAACCGUAUGAAAAACGAGAAAACGUACGUACGCGUACGCAAAAAGCUUCGCUCCGAACCGUUUUUCCGUUAGCAAUAGUUGCGUACAGAUAUAAAUUAAAUUCCUCUCUACAUCCUACGUACGUCUUUUUUAGAGACAAAUUAGAAAAAAAAAACUAUUUUUUACCGACACCGAUUUUAUUUAUUAUAUUUUCGUGACGAGCCUGAUGCGCGUAUGUCUUUUCGUUUAACACGUUUUCAAUAACCUAAACCGGACAACCUGAAUACAAAUCACGAUUUAAAAACCAAAAGUUAAAAUAUUUCGAAAAUCAUACCACAUGUCAAUGUUAUUCGGGUUUUCACGAUUGUUAGAGAAAUCAGAUGACACGCUUUGGUACCGAAAAACGACCUCGCCGACGGCACCGACUUGAUGUACCCGCAACGAUAAACCAUUGCUAAGGAAAAACGAUCCUGGAAAACGAAAAUUGUAGAAAAAUAUUAUAAGUUUUCCCCGUUUAUUAGGCGAGGGGGAAGUAAAAAAAAAAUGUCUUCAAUGCGCCGCGGCUAGAUCGGGAAUGCUAUUAGAAACUUCCUAAAAACUUUUCGAUCGGAACAUGAUUUUUGGUAGAAAAGUCGUUUAUACGCACACAUAACGCAUCGCAGCAAAAUACAUAGCUUAUUAGUUUCACUUCUCAGAAUCUAACACUGUUAUGGCAACUGAAAUGUUCCGAGUUUUUCGCGCAUUGUCUUAAUACGCAGGCUUUUCACCCCGCGGUACUUAAUUUAAAAACAAAAGUCCUGUGUUUGCUUUUUCAGUUCUCUCGGAGAGUUAAGGAACACGUAUUAUUCUUCGCUUUGUAGGUACCGUACUUAUCGUAACAUAUUAUGCGGAUUUUUGAAUGUGUAGAAACGAACGUCUUAGAUAAAAAAGAAAAAGAAAAAGAACUGUAUAUUUUUAAUCUUCUCCCUCAUCCCCGUUCCCCUCAAAACCGUGCCGCUGACCGGUUGUACCGUGAAAAGUACGAACGGCCCGUUUUAGAUUCUCAGUGAAGCGAAGGAACUUAUGGUUUUAUAAUGAUUUUUAUUUAUUUUAUCCGUGAACAACUUUUCUACCAGAGAUUUGGCUCCGAUUUCCAAGUGUGGCACUUUUUCUGAAAAAAUGACUGGGGAGGUACAUUGGGGAGGUUAUUUUUCAAUUUUCCCAAUAAAUGGGAAGAAACACGGACAGGUACAAUAUUAAACGAAUGUUAUUAAAGAAAAUGUUUAAUGUAUCAACCGAACUCGGAAUCGUUUUAUCGUCGGCAAUGGUCAAUCGUUGCUUACUGUAGAUACGCAUUGAACUCUCGUCUACAUUUUACACACUUCCAACUUCCCAACUGCGCAGCAGCGGCCGCACCCGUCCUCACCAUUCUAGGACGACCGUUUUUUUCUUCCCGAUCUCUCUCGCGGCGUUUUCUGUUCCCGCGCAAAACGGUCCGCGCGGACGGCCGAUAGUCGCGGCGGUAGCGUUGGCGGCGGCGGCGGCGGCAGCGUUGGCGGCGGCGGCGGCCACAGCGGACCGUCGGGCGCGCGGGCGGCGCGGGUCGGUCGUUCUCAUCGUUUUAUCGAUCCGCCGCCGCCCGUCCGCCGGCCGCCCGACCGUCCGCCCGCCCGACGACCGUGACGAUCUUAUCGCCGUCGCUCGUCCGUUAUCAGUGGUCACGAGCCGAAAAAUCCACUGCAGCUGCGGAUCGGCCGCGGCGCGCCGCCGUUAACGUUGACAAUAAUAUUUCGUGCCGCCGUACCAAGUCGUUUCGCCGUCCGAUUGAUAACAACGGCCGCAACAACAACAACAACAGCGACAACAGCGACAACAGCGACAACAAUAUACCGAUUACCUAUAUACCAGCUACGCGGUCGAAUUGCCGCGGGCGCGAUGUACAGGAAACGGCCGCGUUCGCAACAAUAACACGCCGUGCAACUGGUCGGACGGGUCGGCGGACCGGCGGACCGGCGGCCGCCGCGCGAGACGGGAAAUUUAAAAUGUACGUUCCGGACGAACAGGAAUCGUAAUGAAGUAAUAGCAGGAAAAAUAAAUAAUAAUAAAAAAAAAAAAAACCAGCAUUUCGUAACGAGGCACGCGGAAACGGCGACGAGCGCAACACGAAAAAAAAAAAACCACGUCGACGUAUCGACCUGUUUUUUUUUUUUUUUUUUUUCCUAACGCGGUCGCGUAAGUGGGACGCCGCCAUCGACGUCGACGGCUACGGCUACGGCCACGGCGUUUUUACACGCGUUCGCUCGACGACCACGACCGUAACACCCGACGUCCGUCUUAUCAUCGUGCCCAGUGCAGUAUUAAUUUCCGCCGAGACGACAACGAUAUUAUUGUUAUUGUUAUUUAUCGCAACCGUAUUACCGCAGUCUGUUGUCCGCAACGACAAUAAUAACAACGCGAUAAUACGAUUUAACACGGAGUGCCGGCCGACGCGAUAGCGGUCAGCGUUUUUCUAUAAUUUUUAUUAUUGUUAUUAUUAUAUUUUUUUUCCCUCCGUCGUUUUAUUAUUAGGUGUAACUACGCGCGGCCCGUUGAUCCCGACGCCGUCAGCCGCCUGCACGCCGAGAUAAUAAACGAACAGUCGACGACGGCCGUAUACGCGAUCGUAACGUAUUUUCGCGCGAUUUCAGUGCCGUUCGCGUUCUCUCUGUUCUCUUUUUGUUAUUCGUUCGGUCGACCGCAACCACGAACAACAAAAACAUGUCUUCAACGCCAACCACGAACAGCCUGCUCGAAAAGCUCGGUCUGCUGCUGGUCGCCGUGGUCGUGUUGCGCGUCACCCGGACCGCCUUGCGACUCUUCUACCGACACGUGCUCGGGCCGUCGGCACUGUGCCGGGGCACCGUCGACUUCGCGAAAUGCGGCAGAUGGGCCGGUGAGUACCAAUCAUUUAUACUCGACGAUGGUAACGAUGUUAUCGUUGUUGGUGAUGCGUUAGUCGUUACGAUAACGUACGCGCGUACACAGAGUCGGGCGAGCGUUUUGAGAGGUUUGGUUUUUUUAUUUUUUUUUUUCUGUACAUACCGAACCGAGUCGAGUAUUGGCGUUUGAUAAUCGCGUACAGAGGCACUCGACAGUUCCACGGUAGCGACGUGUGUACCGGACGGGCGGUUACCACGUCGGUACGUGACAUACGCAUUGUCACGUGCCUUCGACCGAGGACGCGUGUGCCCAUCGCUCGCGGGUACGCGCGUCGUCGUUAUACCAAAACGCACAAAAAUUAUGACAACCAUGGGUCCGCGUGUUCCUCGACAGCUUCGAUUGUCAUCGGUCGGAUGAAACACCCGACUUGGACAUCCGAUUGAAAGUUUAGGCACCACAGCGAUGUACCUAGCGAAACGCGGAGUGUCUAAAUAAUUACACCGUACGGUUUUCGUGUUAAAUUAUAACGUAAAUACAUAUUAUCGACGCCGUGUGCGUCUCCAAUUAUAUUUAAUCGCGAGUGAUUUUUCGCGUGACGGCAUGUUGAAUAGAUUACAAUUAUCGUUAUAAUAAACGAUUCCGAGGCCGAACAAAAAAAUUUAAAAAGAUUAAAAUAAACGGGGUGGGGGGCGGGGGGUGGUUAAACGAUACGGUCAAAUGGCGAUAACGUCACAUAAUUAUGAUAACAAAUUUCCAUCGUCUUGCGCGCAAUCGAAUUUGUCGAUUGCCAAUCCUAUCCGUCACGAAACAAUCUGAUUAUACUGCAGGGUAGGUAAUAUACGCGUAUAAAACGUAUAAAACUUUAUAACAACUCUAAGACAUUAUUAUUAUUAUUUUUUUUUUUAAGUUUGUCAUAAUAAUGAUAACACCGUAGAUUUUUAAUUUUAACGAGUAUUUAAACAAGUAAAAUUAUAUAAAAACAAUUAACAAAUCACAUCAACUUGGUGAAUUUUCUUAAUAUUAGAACGAAAUAAAAACAAAACAAAUUAUUUGUUGGUAUUAUAAAUAUUAAUGCAAUUAUUAAUAAAGAAUAAAUAUGAACUUAGUAAUUAAUAUAAGUAAAUCAAUUAGGAUGUAUAAAAUUAUGAUUAAAUUAUUCAAUUGACAAUUAUUUUAUCUGAUAAUUUCUGUUCAACUGCAGUCAAAAAAAAAAAAAAAAAAUUAUACACAGUAUAAAACGUAUACCUAUACAACUAAUAGUUUUAUACCGUACGUUUUAUAUGUUUUCUACUUACGUAUUUUGUAUAAUAGUGUUUUAUACUUUACUGUAAUAUACGUUCCAACCCUGGGUUAUAGUAAUCGGACUAAUAGAAUUUAACGAGGAACAGCGGAAUCCGUUCGGAUUGUUCGUCCGAUUGAUAAUAAUCGAGGUCGACAAGGAACACACGGUAUUUAUCGUGGGGGGAGGGGGGAAUAUACGGGUUUGAAAACAUUUUAAAAUCAGUUUAUACAUUUAUUUAUUGUGGAAAAAAAAAACGGUAGAGUACUCAAGUAAAAUCGAAUAUUCGAACUCGACUCGAGGAUCGUUCCAAACUCGCCUGACUCUGAAGUUGAUCGCUUCGCCGACGGCCGUGCAAUAUGUACAGGUGCGCGCGACACCUCCCCCCUCAUCCGUAGGUUGACGUACACUAGAAGUCUGGAACACUGCACUAGGUUUUCGAUAUCCGCGAAUAGUGAUUCCAUAAUUUUAUUCAUAUUAUUUUUACAUUCGGUUGAUAUUAUCAAAUAUUAACAUACUCGGUAAUCAGUGUAAUAAUAAAACCGAACACUUCACACCCCACAGUAGUUGAACACUCCGUGCACCUAGCCUUAGGGUGCUAACCUCGGUGUUUAGUGUCCAAACUUGAAAUCCAUCCAAAAUGUUGUCCCCAGCUUUCAUCCUUUUUGCUCCCACCACCCCCUCCCCCCCGGAACGAUCGAAAUUCAACACGAUUACCAAUGGCAGACACUCGCUCGGAUAGUAAUUGACGAAAUAAUACCUAGUUGAAGUUUCAAGACUUCUGUUGUGCGUACGCGUCCUUUUCAAACUCGGCCCGCCGAAAUUCGACGUAAUCCACGGCUUUACAGAACCUGACCAUGACCGUCGGCGAAGUUAUAAUUAUAUUGUUAUUUACUAAUCGUACAAAAAAAAAAAAAAAAAAUUAAAACAAUAACUAUAUUAUUGUAGUUAUAAUGCGUUCGUGUAACGAGCUAUACAAAUUUCAGGCCGUAGUACACCGUGAGUUAUAAUAUUGUGUUGGAACUAAACACAGUGAAAGGUUUGAAAACAAAAAUAAAAUCACCUUUUGGUACGUUUUCACCGUAGAUUUUAAUAAUUUAAGUACAUUUACAUUAUAGUACGAGUUGAUAUCUACUCCUUAUCAAGCAGAGCUUGUGUCGGGAGGAGAGAGUCAAUUGCAACAAAUUAUACAUUACAAAUUACAAUAUACAUUAUAACUUAUAAGAUAAUCGGUUCGACAGGAUAUACAAUAUAAGAAACAGUAAUAAUAACAAUCACAAUCACAAUAGUGUAACCUUAAUAAUAAAAAGUAGAAUGAGACAUCAAUCAAACAAUCGCGUGUAUCGAUUUUUUACCCUAUACAGUUAAAAUGUAACAUUACUUUCAAUUAGAUUAAUAUCCGUGGGUACAUAGUUGGUUAAAUACUCUAACAUGUCUAUUAAUAAUACGAUAGUUAAUGUUUUAUCAGGUUUAACUAACCUUAAAUUACCACAAUAGUCUCUCACAUUGUUUUGUAAAUUAUAUUACUAUUGGUCUCAAAUUCUAUUCUAAUCGUUUGUAUUUAUUAUCUAAUAUAUAACUGAUCAAUAAAUAAAUAAAUCAUUUGUAUUCCGAUUUACGUACAUUAAAGUGUAUAUGCGUUUAAUAAGUGUAUAAUACCGUUGUUCCGUCGCCGCAAAUACAUUCAUCCGGUUCAGAUGCAUUUUGUACGGCAGCGCCGGUAACAGCGUCCGGUCGUUUGCGGUCGUCACUGUGACCGUCCUGUGGGUACACGCACGCACACACACGGCAAUAUGAUGACCGUUUCACAGUGGUCCAGUGGCGUGUUAGGGUUCAGCCUGCCUUAAAACGAUCGUUGAAAUCAAACAACUGGGUAGUUUGGCAAUUUAUGACAAUUUUCAGAUACAUACCGGCUCCUUCACAUUGUAUACGGAUGAUAGGUAUCGGUUUAAACGAGAAACCGUAUACGUAUUAUAUUACUCUGUACCGGACGAUCCAUUUAAAUGGGUACACUCGUUAUCGCGGAAAGUAUUAACUUUUUCCGGAAUUUGUUUUCUGGAACAUCUAAGAACCAAGCUAGACAGCUGGAGCAGCUUAUAUUUCAGUUAUUUUUUGUCGCCCUUAUUUUUGAGAGUAAAACCACUAUACCCACUUCUGAUUUUCAAACGGCAACCUGUAUUAAAAAUUCCACUAAUGCACGGAGUAUUAAUUAAAAUACAUUUUACUGUUGAAAUUUUGGAUUUCCGCCAAUCCGUUGACGAAAUAUUUCACUUUUAAAUUUGGGUUGGAGGAGAGUAGUGGUGGUACGUUAUUAACACGCCGCGCGCCGUACCGUCACACAAAUGAUACUCCACUAUUCUCCUCCAACCCAAACUUAAAAAUGGAAUAUCUCGUCAACGGAUUGACGGAAAUCAAAAAUAUAAACAUAAAACUGUAUUUAAUCUAAUGUUUCAUCUAUUUGUGGAAUAUUUUUUAUACAGUUUGCCAUUUGAUAAUUAAAAGUAGGUACUUAGCGGUUUUACCCCCAAAAAUAAGGGUGACAAAAAAUAACAUAAAUAUAAAAUUAUAGAGCAGCUUGUUACUUAAAUGUCCGAGAAAACAAAUUCCGGAAAAAGUUAAUACUAUCCGAGAUAAUGAGUGUACCUACUUAAAUGGAUUGCCUGGUAUAUACUACUUGGCAUGUAAGAGAAUAAGUAGAACAAUUCUUGACAAGUAAACAAUUUGAAUUCACAUAAUCGGUAGUCAACAAAACGAUGGAAAUUAAAAACCGGCCAAGGAAAGAGACGCGUCUUCCUAAUCUCCCCCUCUUCGAUACGCCUAUGCGAUGGUCAUAUUCGGUGUUGGGUUGUCUAAAUGAAAUCCUAGAAAAUACGAUCUCGCGCGUUUAUUUUCCAUUUGUCGAAAACUAAUAUACCAUUUUGUCUUCUUGAUAUUGUUCUGCAAUAAAUACACCGAUAUAGACACCCGGUACAUAGCUAUUAUUAUAAUGUCACCGUUCCUAAAAAGUGUUUUGUUUUAUUUUUUCUAAUCGCUCUGACACGUAUAAUAUGGUAAUUAACAAAAGUACACCAUGUUACCUAUUAUGUUUUGUACUGUAUAUGUAAAUCGAUUUUGUCGUAUUAUUCGAAAACAGAUAUUUAAACGUUUUAAAUACAUCUACUCGUAGUGCAAUAACUUUAGUGUUGUUUUAAAUAUUUCAGAAAGUGUUUUGAUACCGAAUUAGGCGGGUGUUAUUUGGACGAUGUAUUAUCUCUGUAUUAUGUAUACAUAUAUUCUUCGUGUCGUUAUUUUUUAUGUUAUCUAGAUUCUACGACAACUGAAAAUAAUCGUUUGUCUCCGUCUCGUAUGAAUCCUUAGUCGUUAUCUUUAUCGUUUAUCUGGCUAUAGAAAUAUUGGUUGUCUUUCUCAAUGCGGGUAAUACAAAUAUUAUAAUAUUGUGUUUGAAACGAUAUUGGGGAAAAAAAAAACUCAAACUGUGCACAUUUGUUUUUAUUUAGUCGUCACAAAUAAUAAUAAUAAAAAAAAAAAAUAUAUGUUUUUAACGUUCCUUUUAAAAUCUGACGGUUAUGUGUUUUUCAUAUUUGAAUUCAAUUUGUCUAAUUUGUUGUCAGUGAUAUCGAAAAAAGCUAUUCAUUCUUUUAGAUUCCGAGUGUAACGUUAGUUUUGUUUUUUCUCGGAUAAUAUUUUUUUGGUUAGUUAAAACACGCUACAUUGUUCAAGUUAUUUGUUAGAACAACAUGCAGUUUUAAAAAAAAAAUUUCAUUUGAAAAACGCUCGUAAAUGUCUAGAAGACCGACGGUUUUAUUUAAAAUUUAAAAAAAAAAAACCUGAUAACAAUAAUGACUUAUGUACGUCGGUUUUAUUCUCGGUUUUAUGUUCGUCGUAUGUUUCUGGGUUACCUUGGCUACAAUAAGGAGGAAUAAAUAUGACUAUAAAUAUACCGCGUACUAUAAUAAUAUUAUAACGACCUUGCUCGCAGUAUACCGCGAGAUCCGCUCAGAAUCGUUUGCUGAGCCCGAUGAUUUAUCGUUGCUUUAAAUUGUUUUAUAUUCGUAUACAAAUGCAGAAUAUUACCUAUGCCUCGAAUGAUAAUAUAAUAUCCGAUAUAUUCGUUCCUUCCCCGUCUAUACGACAGUGGUGCCUGUAUACAAAAUUGCCGUGUCGGUGCGAAGUACGUUCGGUUUCGCGUUAUUUCUCAAGACUAUCGGCUGCACGAAACGGGUUUUUAUUGCAACGUAUUAUAGUAACCGAUUUCGGUCAAUGUUUCCUCAGACCAGCCGGCGCACAGUGGCCCAGAAUAAAUUCAAAACGGGAUAAAAAUAAAUAAUUUGAUGUUCAAAGAAUAGUUUGUUAUUACACUAAAGACCGGAUUUAAUUGCAUUUAAAACACACAAAAAUCGCAUAUUAAAAUGAUAUAAUUGCACCAAAAAAUACGUAAAAAUUGCAUAAUAAAUUGCGCUGUAAAAAUGCAAAAGUUAUAUAAAAAAAACUAAAUAAAUGUUACUUUUUUUUUUUUCUUAAAAUUGAUAAUUAGAUACAUUCAUAAAUUAUUUUCAUAAAAAUUAAAUAUUCUAUUACUUCAGAUAGGUUUGUACAGAGAAAAACUACGUUCUACGUCUACACUAGUUGUUGGUGCAUAUUUAAAACGAUUUUAUAAAAAUAGCUUUGUACCUCCUAAAUUAACAUUUGCUUUACCCGACAUGACCUCAUAGUAAGAAUUUAAAGUUGUAUACUCUUCAUUUUCUUCAAUUACAUAUAUGCAUUUUUCGUUAGUUUAACGCAGUCGUUUUUAUUACCGGUCAGUCUCGGCAUGACGUAUUCAAUGAUAUCGAUAUGUAUAUACAAUAUAGUAUUAAUAGCUCGUCACCGCGUCAUCUUUAUAAUACGAAGUUUUUUUCUCUCUUUUAUCGCGUCGAUAAUUAUUAUUAUUACGUGUCGGGACGUGUGCUAAGCGUACGCACUGAAAAACAACAGCUGAAUACGUAUACGGAAAAUUGAAAACGAAAAUAAUAUCACGCUUUAUGAUAACAUUAUAUGUGCAUAUAAUAUUCCAAGCGUGUUACCGGACUCCGCUCAGAAUCGUUUUUCCAUAAGCAGUGAUUAAUCGUUGCGCACGGAUACGCAUUAAAUUCCCCUCCUUACGUUAUCCUACCCUCUCAAAUUCUCACAGACAACGGUCGCCUACCCACUGUGCGAAGUAUGUUCGUCUUUUUUUACAGUUUUUUUUUUUUUUUUUUUGUCUGCCGCACACAUUCUAGUGUCGUUCAGGUAGGUAUCACUACUCGUGAUACUCGUAUACGUGCGACCCGAUUCGAUGCACCGAACGGCGAAACGAAUAUUCUAUAGAUCGGCGGCGAGGCGAAUAUUAUUAUUGUUCGGUCUAUAUAAUAAUACAAUAUAAUAGCACGUUACUCAAUGUACCCGGGUAUGGCAUUAUCAUUGCCGUUUUCCGGUUUGCGGGUCGCCGUUUUUUUUUGUCGUUGCAAAAAUUCCAAAAAAAAAAAAAAAAGAAAUGUGUGAAAAAUAAGACAUUCAGUGUUCGAUCGUCAUGCGUAUUACCUACGCCGGGUUUACACUAGGACAGUGUAACUCGGCCGAUUACCGACAUUGACCGAUUCGGCGUCUAUACGCGUUGUUUUAUCUUCGUAAUUUAUUUUCGUCGGGCCGAGCGGCGCUACCCCCCCACUACUGUAAGACCGGGGACGUUCAAAUAGGGGGUAAGGGGUUGAUACGCCUUUACCCCCUCCCCCUCCCCGUGAACAUUUUCGGACGAUUCGCGGCGUUCGGGUACGGGAGCCUCAAAAUUUCAAAACCUGCACAAGACACUUUCUUCGUAUUUUCAUAUUAUAUCACCUAUGUAUUUACGUCUAAAGAGAAAAAAAUCACCCCUUUCCACCCCAAGACAUAACCAUUUGACCGCCGCUGACCAAGUAUAAACCGAAUUCGGCCCGGUUAAACCGCCGGAUAAGUAGCGAGUAGUGCUGUGUAUAGUUUAGACACGCCGAGUAAUAAAGAACAUCUUGAUGGCGGGAACAGGCCCGUAUAGCUAGGGUACACACGAUAGUCGUGCGUUACUAUAGGGUGGCAAACAGUUUUAAAGAAAUUGAAGAGGCGAAAUGAAAUUGAUUGCAGUCGAGAAAGACAGCAAUGAAAUUUUCACUAUAGGGCGGCAAAUAUCUCGCGACGGGCCUGCGUGGGCGCGACCACUCGACCCAGUGAACGAGGACGGUUUCUAUUCACUCGUUCGCCCGCGUUUAACUUUGUCGCACUGCAAUUUUUAAUGUUCCAGUAGAAACACGUUUCCGAAAUUCUAAUGCAGAAGGACAAUAUUGUUAUAUUUCAAACUGUUUUCAGACUCUCCCCCGACCCAAAUAUAAAAAUGGGGAAUUAGCGGACAGACGGACAUAAUGCAUACACGUAGAUAUUGAUUACGAACAAAUUGUACAGUUUAUAAUUUUAUAAGCGGAACGCAUAACCAUAUAAACAUAAGGUUUAUCUCGGUUUCGGAAUAAUAUUUCCAUCCGUUCCUCCAUAACUGGUCGAUCUAUCGGUACAUUUUUCUAUGGGCCGCCGUAAAAUCCAUGUAGCCAAACCAUUUAAUCGAUCUCAUCCACAAUGAUACCUACCUAUUUAGUUAUUGCAGGUACGCAGUCGUAGUUAUCAACGACCUCGUAUUCCGAGAGUAGUUUUUAACAGCGCAUCUUCGUAAAAAUACGACCGUACUGACGACGCAUCGUCCGUGUCGGUUUUUCUGUUCGAUAUUUUUUAGACUUUUCAGAGCAAUACGCUAUGAUUUUUGAACGGUACCGAUAAUAAUAAUUAUGGUUCACGCGUCUCGUUUUUAAAACGCAGACUCGGCCGGCGUCACAUUAUUAUCGUAAGGUUAUUGUCAACGAUAGAAAUAUAUGCCAAUAUCCGUUCUGUUGCUGUUAAAACCAACGGCGCGAAAUCGGUUCUUAUAUGCCGAGCGGACAUACGUAAAAUAUUAUUCCGAUAACAUCCGAUUUUCAACAUUAGCCGACGUACCGUAAUGUUAUUAUUUCAUCUACCGAGUAAGAGCAAUUACAACAUUAUAAUGUUUAACAUCCUUCGUAUAUUGCACAGCAACGUAUAAUACGAACGUUUUCAAUUCUGUAACGUUGUGACGACGUUUCUACGUACAAUUAAUAAUAUUGUACACCAUUAAAAUAAUAUGAUACGAUAAUUUACGUGUUUAUAUGAUAAUAUUGCAGAUGUACGCGUGAUUAAUCGCGUUUAGAUUUACAUAUAUAUAUAUAUUUAUUUUUUAAUGUUACAAUGUCGGCGAUAAGACCGACGGGAGAGUGAAAAUAAUUGUAAAAAAAAAAAAUCAUGUACAUUGCCGUUUUAUAGUCGUCGUCGUUAGAUAAUAUUAUUAUAUUUUUAACUCUGAUAUCGAACUCCUAUAUUGUAAUGCUGACAUUUUUAACACGGAUUAUAAUAUUAUACGCCGUUUUAUUACAAGUUACAAUUAUAUCGAUUACAUAAAAUACGAUAAAUCAAUCCGCCGCCGUUGUUCUGUUUUUGACAAUAUUGUUUUAGAUUGGGAGCGUAGAGAGGGAGCUAUUGGUAUUACAAAGAUGUUUGGUCAUUUGUUUCUUUGUUUCUUUGUUUCUUCGUUCUAGUCUGUGGAUGCGUUUUUUCCUAGUAAAUUUGCUCCGAUUUUUACGUGUAGCAAUUUUUUUGAAAGCUUAAGUCGUCUAGAUUGUACUUUAAACCGGUCAUUUGUUUUUUUUUGAUUUUCGAAGGCCAUUUUUUAAAUAAAAGCACUCAAGUGGGGGAAAAAAACGUAGGAAAACGUGAAAUUUCACGAUAUCAUUAUUUUAUAAAAACACGGACGACGUUUUCUACCGGAGAAAAUGGUUUAAUCGAAAAUUCACGAGACACAUUUUUUGUUGAAUUUUUUACUUCCUUACGGUAUCAUCGACAAACAUUUUUAGUCACUUUUGAGUUCUUAAGGAAUUUUAAUUUUUGGUAGUUUUUUGUUGUAAUUCGGUUAUACACGUAGAGACUUGAAACUUGGUAAUAAUACUUAUACUGGACUUACCUAGACGAGGUAAAAAUAUCCAAAAUUAUUGGACGACUAUUUUUUUUUUUUUUAAUAAGCGUUUUGAAAUUAAAUUUAAACAAAAGUCGAAAAAAAAAUUACGGCACUUUAAAUUGUGGAUUACCGAACUGCGCUCGGAAUCGUCUUUCGUCAAGCAAUGGUUUAUCGUUGAUUAUAGAUAAAAAUUAAAUAACCUUAUGUAUCCUAUCUUCCCGACUUUUCACCUACAACAGCGGCUCCCAUACCCAGUAUCAGCUGUUUUUUUUUUUUUAUAUAUCUCUUUUUGUUAUUAAAGUAAUACAAUUCCAUCGUAAUAACAGCUCGUAUAAUGUACAUAGUAUUUUGUCUUAAAAUUAUAUUAUUGACGUUCAACGUUUGAGUGUAUCGAACGGCACUGAAAUAUAACAUUUCAAUCGCUGCGAAUUAUUUUUUUUUGUUGAUAUAUCAACUAUAUUACACGUAUAUAGGCAUCAACACAUUAAAUUGUGGAUUUUUUUUUUUUUUUACUAAAAAUUAAAGAAAUUCGAAAUUAAAAACACGUUUCGCAUAAAUAAUGGAUACAAAAAAAAAAGUCCUUGGGGGAGAUUUUAAUAUGUCUCCCUGGCGCCCCUGAUUAUAUUGUUACGUCAACUUGUCGGUGCUAUCGAACUGUCAAAAUAAUUAUACACGAUUCUCACGGCCGCGUCUCGACGUCACGAUGACGUGAUAUUUUAAAUUUAUAGAGAGUAAAACAAUAUUGUUUUAACCGUAAUUGACUAUAGAUGCGACAGCAGUAAUAUUAUAAUGACGAAUUCGACAACAUUGAAAUUGAUUUUCAAAUAAAAUUAGCUUGUGCCUACUAUAUACAUUACGGCAAUAUUUAUUCAUUGAAGUCAUUUUCACGAAUAUUAUUUGUCGCAUAAUACAUAACACACGAAAUAAACUAAUUUACGGAAACCGUUUUAUCCGGACAAGGACUGAAGGACUGCUCGCGACAAUGGCGUAUAGCUGGAAUGAAAUAUUCCGAGGUUGUUUUUAAUAUUGUGAUCUUCUCAUCCAUUUGAAAAAAAUAAAAUAAAAAGUCAAUUUCAUACGCGAUAAACCUAUGUUAUAUGUUUUAACGGUGCAGCAAACGGGCAUUUUAAUUUGGACGAUUAUAUAAAUGUGUGUCCACUCGGAUAUGGUACCCACAACAUUUAUUGUUCCGGCGAAAUGUUUUCCGCGUAGAAUACAAUAGAAAAUUACUGUUAUAAUAUUAUUAUUACGUACGAGUAUUACGACGAUAUUAUAAAAAUAUUAUGAAUGACGAGUUAAGGCGUAUGCGCAUAGGCAAUCCGUACGAUUUUGAAGUCGUAUUAAUUAUUAAUGUUGUUAGCCAUGCUGUUGUGCGUCGGGUUAGUCACGUUUCUAAAUUGGUACGCCCGUAUUUCGGACGACUGCAACAGCAGCUGCGGUCCACCGCCGCUCUACCGGUUGGGCGGUGCCGUAUCGAUCGAACCGUCGAAUCAGCGACUGCGACGUACCGGUCCCGCGCGCAGGGGUGAUGCGGAUGGGUGACGCGGAGGGUUAGGUGCAUAAAUACCCCGGCCGGACCCCGCCGACGUUCAUUCCGUCCACCGUGCGCAUGUCUUCCAGUUUUUGCGUCGUCUCUUCCGUGCCCGUGCACCGUCACCGCGCCGCUACCGUCUCCGUCCACGUCCUUGUCUACGUUCGAUCGAUCGACGCCCAGUUGUCGUAGUCGUAGUCGUUGGUCGCGUACAUCAGCAUUUCGAAAUUACAUUUUAAUUUCCCACGUCUUUUAUACUGUAUUGACGGAUAUUAUUUCGAACGAAAUAUUAUAUUUUUUCCGCCCGCUGCAUUAUCCCGUGCAUUUUUCGCGUAUCGUGUCCGUGCCGCGUUUACUACCGUAUUAAUCGUAUCGUUUCGCGUGUGCAUUCUACGGGCAAAAUAUCGUGACGCGAUGACUUCGUUCGAAGCAUACGAACUGGGCGCGAUUUCCUAUUCACGUAAAUCCAUCGGAGAGCAACACGGAAAAAAAAACGACGAUGACCCGAGCCAACGGGCCAUACGAGCCCACGCUCGUGGCCUGAAAUCUUACUUCAAUUCGAGUACGUUUCGAUCGCCGCGUCUGCACUUCGGCGAGACUGACGGCAAAGUCGAAAUAACCGGAACACCGUUUCAGUGACGUCGUACAGAUUUAUUUUGCAUCGCAGUAUCGGUAACAUUCAAGAUCUAUCGGGAAAUUUCCAGAGUUACACCGAUUUAAAUUUUUUUCCGUUUGAGUUACAAUAUUAUGGUUGUCAAUUAAUUUGUUUGGUGUUGUCUGCGUACAAUAAUAUGUGCAUAUUUGUGGACACGAUACGUCUCUGGAAUAUCACCUGAAUCGUCAUCUACAACCGACAGCGAUGAAUAAUCUACGUUUCCGUCUAUCUUUAUUGCCAAACACGCCGGCAGUACCUACAUCUGUGGAAAGCGACGAACAUCAGAUAAAAUGGUAUGUCAAUGCAUUUUUUUUAUCAUCGUUUUCACGCCUUAUACCUUUUUUGCCACCGAUGUAUUUUUAUAGUUCAAAACAGUAUAUAUUUUGUCAAAUUUUUUGUUGAUCGCCGCCGCCGCCGCCGCCGUUACCCCGUCCCCGUUCAGCGCUUGUAGUAGGUACCGUCACGAUCUAAUGGCUGUAACGCGAUGGUGGCGCCCCACGACGACGGUAGACGAAUGACCGUCGCGCGCAAAUGUGGCGCCCCAUAACGGCUCACGUCCAAACUACCGCUGCGCGAUGUUAGCGCCCCAAACGGCUUACGUCCAAACUACCGCUGCGCGAUGGUGGCGCACCAAGACGACUCUUGCCGAACGAACGUCACGCGAUGGUGGCGCACCAAGAAGACUUUUGCUGAACGAACUCCGCGCGAUGGUAGCGCCCCAAGAAGACUUUUGCUGAACGAACCCCGCGCGAUGAAAGCGCCCCAAGCGGCUUACGUCUAAACUACCGCUGCGCGAUGGAAGCGCCCCAAACGGCUUACAUCUAAACUACCGCUGCGCGAUGGAAGCGCCCCAAACGGCUUACGUCCAAACGACCGCUGCGCGAUGGUGGCGAACCAAGACGACUCUUGCCGAACGAACGCCGCGCGAUGGUGGCGCAUCAAGAUAACUUGCUGAACGACCUCAUGUAGCGCCCCGGGUGACACUAUGUACGGCGACCACGGUGUUCGACGGCAUAAUCUAUGCGUCUCUGACCGUCCGAAAGGUCGUAUUUUCCCGGUUGCUGUGUCUGGCCUUAGCUUGCGUGCCCGAUAACGCGUAUAAUUUGUGAUCGUUUCUCGCGAGUUAUAGUAUUCAGACGUCAAAUAGGUACGAUGUCGUUCGGUAGUGACGACUCGAAGAAGUUAAAUGACGACUCGAAGAAGUUAAGUGACGACUCGAAGAAGUUAAGUGACGACUCGAAGAAGUUAAGUGACGACGACCUUGGUCCAGCACCGCCGCUUGUGAGACCGACGAAACCGCCGUCCGACAAUCCUACGAUCGUGGACCUAUCAAGAACCAUGGAAUUGUCUACUAAUUUGUCUACAAGCAUAACGCCGUCUAAAAGACCACCGCCACCGCCGUCCCAAAGACCGUUGCCACCACUGCCGUCCAAAAGACCGUUGCCACCGCUGCCCAAAAGAUCGCAACCACUGCCGCCCGAAAGAUCGCAACCACCGCCACCCGAAAGAUCGCAACCACCGCCGCCCAAAAGAUCGCCACCACCGCUGCCCAAAAGAUCGCCACCACCGCUGCCCAAAAGAUCGCCACCACCGCCUUCUGAAAGACCACCACCACCGCCUUCUGAAAGACCACCACCACCGUCGAUUCCGCCCAGAAGAAUGAUGUUACAGAAUUAUGCGUUAACGUUGGCGCGUACUAUAAACGAGCCAUAUCCAUUGUUGUUAAAACAAAUCGGAAACCAGUCGCCGCCGGUUCCGUCAGUCACCACUUCAGCGAACCCUACAUUAGAGGAGCGAACGGUUGCACACAGUAAGAGCAGUUCGCCAAGGCCUCGACCGACGAAUUUGCCACUUUCGAACAUCGCUCGCCCACAUCAGAACAAACAAUCGAAGCCGGAAUGAACGUCACCGUCAAUGCAGCGUAAACCGUGAAUAUAAAUUUUAAUCACUAUUCCUGUAUAUAAUAAUAAAAUCACGUAAAAAAAAAAAAACUAAUUGAAAACUAUGUAGGUACUUAUAGAGAAUACGUUAGAUUAUCAUAGUAUUAGAUUAGAUUUACUGUAUUUCGAUUGCGUAUUAUGUUAAAAUUAGUAAUUAGUUGUUUAAGUAUUAGGAGCCCUGAAUCGAGAAAAUAAUUGGGAGAGGCAUGUUAUAAGUUAUAACUCUAGGAAAACUAUGUUUAGAGAGUCCAAGUAAAAAAGGGUUGAAGUUGAUUUUCUAUAGUUUUAAUUAUAAACAAAUUACAUUUUGAAAAUAUGCUAUUCACAACGAAAAAUAAUAGGAAAAAGACAAAAUACAAAUCAUAACACAAAAUUAUUAAAAAAAAAAAUCAAAUGUUUGCUGCCUUUUUUCCUUGGACCACAGAUAUAACGAUUGAGUAAAAAAAAUUGGUUUACAACUGUAAAUGUACAUAAACAUAAAUGUUAUCCAAAUGUAAGGCGACAUGUAUAAACUUAGCAGCUAUUAACGGUUAAAUUUCAUAAUUCAUUUUUCUGUAGACGUAUGAAAGGUAAUCAAGUUAUUGAUGUAGAUAAAAUGAGGAUACACUCCCAACAGCCAGAAAUACUAAUAACAACGAUUUUAAACUAUUAUAAUUAUCUUGUGUUUAUCAAAUGAUACGAAUUUUACACCAAAUUGCACUCCAAUCUACUUGGCGUUCAGUUUUUUUUUAUAAUAAAUAUGUAAUAAUCAGUCGUCAACUAUUUGAAUAUGUAACUAUUGUCCAUACGACUAUUAUAUAUCGUUAGUAAAUUUAUGAUUUUAUCUGGCUGUCCGUCCAUCAGACAAUAUGCACUCUGCCUCUCAAAGUAAUAAUAAUUUAUGAAAACAUUUUUCACUAAAAAAAGUUAGGAUUUGAUAAAAUAAAUUGCACGAUAUGUGAUUUUUGAAGAGCUGUAUACGAAAAUAUUGUAAUUAUUUAAGGUAUAAUUCUUGAUUCUUCUCCCCAAACUCUUCUUCUAAUCUCGUAAAAUAUUAUGUCAUAGUGACUGUUUGAAAUCCAGGAAUCUGUGUACCUAUUAAAUAUAAAAUACGCAAUUAAAAUAUAUAAUAUAGUUAAAAAAAGGUUUUAAAGUCACUCUUAUUCUCCAUCUCCAGAAUAAAUUACAGCACAGUAAGUAAAACGACAAACAUUUUUAGGUACCCUAUAUGAUUCACUAAACACGUAAAAAUGUAAAUAGAUAAAUGUAUUUAUUAUAGUACUCGGUAGGAAUUAGUGAUUUUGAAAGAAUUGACAACACCAGUGGGAGAAUGUACGUGUCAUUACACCUGUUAUAAAUUUUUCAUUUACACAAAUUAAUUGUGUGUAAGAGUGUUUUCUAAAUAAACGUUAUAAAUAAAAUAAGAAUUAAUAUAAAAAUUCCGUAUUGUAUACUGAAUAUCGGUUCAGAAAAUAAUGAUUAUUAUUAAAUGCACGAAAUGUCCCAAUCUUAUGCAGCGUUUUGCCAGAUUGACUGUGACGAGUAGAGAAUAAUUUAUAAGGAUGGUUUGCAUUGUUUUUAAGGACAAAAUCAUUAGGCUUGAAUUGUUGCCCUUGUUGUCAACUGCCCUAAACCAGAAGACACAGAAUGAUUCAAACUUUUCUUAUUCUUUUGCUCCCUUACUCCGUUUCUUAUUACACCAAGUAAAAAUUUUUCGAAUUGAAAGUUUAUGUCAACAUAAAAAUGCCUAUGAAAUAAAGAAUUAAAUUGACGAAUUCAAAGGACUUAAAAAUUCCAUUAUAGCAUUUUCGUUUCGCGGCAUGCAUGGAAUAUUAAAGUUUUAUACUCCUAAAGGAACAAAACCGAAAUAAUAAAUAUUUCCAGUUUUGCGGAUUAUAAUAAAAUGAUANGGCACGAAACCAGCUGCUGACCCAAUGUGUAAUAACCUCGUACCUUUCCUAGUUGGGUUCUGGGGGCCAGUAGAUAGACCUUCUAGGAAUGCCGUUCUACCCAAGUCACCGCCAGUAGGGUAAGACUCAUUGCAAAGACUAUAUUACCAACUCUUCAUUUAUACAAAUUAUUUGUGUGUAAGAGUGUUUCCUAAAUAAACGUUUUAAAUAAAUUAGGAAUUAAAACAAAAAUUCCGUAUCGUAUACUGAAUAUCGGUUCAGAAAAUAAUGAUUAUUAUUAAAUGCACGAAAUGUCCAAAUCUUAUGCAGCGUUUUGCCAGAUUGACUGUGACGAGUAGAGAAUAAUUUAUAAGGAUGGUUUGCAUUGUUUUUAAGGACAAAAUCAUUAGGCUUGAAUUGUUGCCCUUGUUGUCAACUGCCCUAAACCAGAAGACACAGAAUGAUUCAAACUUUUCUUAUUCUUUUGCUCCCUUACUCCGUUUCUUAUUACACCAAGUAAACAUUUUUCGAAUUGAAAGUUUAUGUCAACAUAAAAAUGCCUAUGAAAUAAAGAAUUAAAUUGACGAAUUCAAAGGACUUAAAAAUUCCAUUAUAGUAUUUUCGUUUCGCGGCAUGCAUGGAAUAUUAAAGUUUUAUACUCCUAAAGGAACAAAACCGAAAUAAUAAAUAGGCAUGCAUGGAAUAUUAAAGUUUUAUACUCCUAAAGGAACAAAACCGAAAUAAUAAAUAUUUCCAGUUUUGCGGAUUUUAAUAAAAUGAUAUCCGAAGUUUGCGAUAUUUUAUAUCGAUUUCCAUAAAACGAUGUCCACUGUCGUUGUCAUCAUUUUUGCAUACUUUUCGAACGAUAGUCUGACGGAAUCGGCGUUGUUUACGUAUGAAGUGUACACGGGAACAGUGUUGGCAUCGCCAAAAAUGUUCUCAAAUAUUCGUACGUUUUACAUGAAAGGUACAAUUAUGAGGGAUAUUCAGUUGCGUUUUGAUAGGGUGAACUUUAAAUCUACAUUUUGUCGUUCGGUCGUUUUUGAAUAUUUCUGUAUUUCUGAUACUUACCUGUGACGGCCAGUAGGGUAAGACUCAUUGCAAAGACUAUAUUACCAACUCUUCAUGUAUACAAAUUAUUUGUGUGUAAGAGUGUUUCCUAAAUAAACGUUUUAAAUAAAUUAGGAAUUAAAACAAAAAUUCCGUAUCGUAUACUGAAUAUCGGUUCAGAAAAUAAUGAUUAUUAUUAAAUGCACGAAAUGUCCAAAUCUUAUGCAGCGUUUUGCCAGAUUGACUGUGACGAGUAGAGAAUAAUUUAUAAGGAUGGUUUGCAUUGUUUUUAAGGACAAAAUCAUUAGGCUUGAAUUGUUGCCCUUGUUGUCAACUGCCCUAAACCAGAAGACACAGAAUGAUUCAAACUUUUCUUAUUCUUUUGCUCCCUUACUCCGUUUCUUAUUACACCAAGUAAACAUUUUUCGAAUUGAAAGUUUAUGUCAACAUAAAAAUGCCUAUGAAAUAAAGAAUUAAAUUGACGAAUUCAAAGGACUUAAAAAUUCCAUUAUAGUAUUUUCGUUUCGCGGCAUGCAUGGAAUAUUAAAGUUUUAUACUCCUAAAGGAACAAAACCGAAAUAAUAAAUAUUUCCAGUUUUGCGGAUUUUUUUAAAAUGAUAUCCGAAGUUUGCGAUAUUUUAUAUCGAUUUCCAUAAAACGAUGUCCACUGUCGUUGUCAUCAUUUUUGCAUACUUUUCGAACGAUAGUCUGACGGAAUCGGCGUUGUUUACGUAUGAAGUGUACACGGGAACAGUGUUGGCAUCGCCAAAAAUGUUCUCAAAUAUUCGUACGUUUUACAUGAAAGGUACAAUUAUGAGGGAUAUUCAGUUGCGUUUUGAUAGGGUGAACUUUAAAUCUACAUUUUGUCGUUCGGUCGUUUUUGAAUUACCAACUCUUCAUUUAUACAAAUUAUUUGUGUGUAAGAGUGUUUCCUAAAUAAACGUUUUAAAUAAAUUAGGAAUUAAAACAAAAAUUCCGUAUCGUAUACUGAAUAUCGGUUCAGAAAAUAAUGAUUAUUAUUAAAUGCACGAAAUGUCCCAAUCUUAUGCAGCGUUUUGCUAGAUUGACUGUGACGAGUAGAGAAUAAUUUAUAAGGAUGGUUUGCAUUGUUUUUAAGGACAAAAUCAUUAGGCUUGAAUUGUUGCCCUUGUUGUCAACUGCCCUAAACCAGAAGACACAGAAUGAUUCAAACUUUUCUUAUUCUUUUGCUCCCUUACUCCGUUUCUUAUUACACCAAGUAAAAAUUUUUCGAAUUGAAAGUUUAUGUCAACAUAAAAAUGCCUAUGAAAUAAAGAAUUAAAUUGACGAAUUCAAAGGACUUAAAAAUUCCAUUAUAGUAUUUUCGUUUCGCGGCAUGCAUGGAAUAUUAAAGUUUUAUACUCCUAAAGGAACAAAACCGAAAUAAUCAAUAUUUCCAGUUUUGCGGAUUUUAAUAAAAUGAUAUCCGAAGUUUGCGAUAUUUUAUAUCGAUUUCCAUAAAACGAUGUCCACUGUCGUUGUCAUCAUUUUUGCAUACUUUUCGAACGAUAGUCUGACGGAAUCGGCGUUGUUUACGUAAUUAUGUAUGCUUUGAAUCUAAAAAAAAAAAAUUAAUUAUAGUGUAUAAUAUAAAUAGUUUAUAUUAUACUCAUUACUUAGGUUUGAAACGUUGGACGAUUUCUAGGAUAUCAUUUUUGAUCAAUUAUGUAUGAUCGAUUUCUUCUCCUUUAGAAAUCAGUUAUUCACUAUGUCUGCCCUCUUCCAACUCAUUGUUGGAAUUUUUUCUUUUUUGACAGAGUGAUAUGGUGCUUUAUCUAAUACAAUCACAGCAUUAUCUUCCAAAAGAGGCAAUUUUCCCUCGAACCAUUCUUGAAAUGGUUGACCAUUCGUUUAGUCACGGUAAUCUUAUUUUUUUUUUUGGAUCCGAAACACAGAAAUCCACCUGGCACGAAACCAGCUGCUGACCCAAUGUGUAAUAACCUCGUACCUUUCCUAGUUGGGUUCUGGGGGCCAGUAGAUAGACCUUCUAGGAAUGCCGUUCUACCCGACGUAACGGUUGUGUCAAUCUGAGCCUUAUUCACACAAUCCGCGGUAUUAUACCAAGUUUCAUCUAGGUAAUAAAUGGGUCUACCUUCUUUUCGAAAACGAUGAAUUGAAAUUAAAUAUUGUCUUCUUUAAUCUACAAGAUCUCUCCUUUUUGUUAAUAUACUAUUUCUUUGGCGUUUUGUAAAUUUAAAAUUUAAGUUCUUCAGAACUUGCCUUAAAGAGGCUUUUAUCAAAUUUGGCAAUGUAUUGUCUUCGUUAAUAGUAGUUAAUACCUUCGCAACGGUCGGCAGUUCUUUAUUUAGCCAAAAUGAAUGCACCUUUCUACGGAUAGCGGCCUUAUCAAAAUCAUUAAUCUUAUCCACAACACCAGAUUUUUUUCUUCUGGUGGGUGAAGUCACAGUUUUCGAUUGCUUGUACUUAGAGACGGUUGUUUGCACCUUAUUUAAUCCAACUCCAAGUGUAUCGACAAUAUGCUUCAUUAAAUCACGAUAUUUAAUUGUCUCAUUUUCAGAUAUUAACUAUUUAUAAUAAUUAAUAAACAUUCGUUUCUGUGAACUGCUAACAGGCUGAAAAUAUAAACAUAUUGACUCAAAUUUACGUAUUUUAUAUUAAAAAAUGCAUUACGAUUAAAAUAUAGUAAACCUACUUCCACUUACUUUACCACAAGGAUUUUUCUUCAUUGGGGAAAUAAAUGUUGCAUUCUCCUUGUCAGAAAUAAAUCAAGAAACUCAAUUAAAUAAGCGCGUAUAGAGCACAAACAAAUAAGAACGGACGGGAAAAAAUCAAACGGUAGCGUACUGAGCAAAAUAAUACGAGCGCAUACAUUGUUCAGAACAGCGUAUUUCGAAUUAUAUAAUCAAAAAUCAUGGGGUUGAAUAAGAAGUUACUUAUAGUAAAAGUCCCUUAAAAAUCUUUUCAACUAUUUCAGAACUUGGCCCGGACGGACAGAUGGAUAUUUCAAUUUUAUUUAUAGGUAUAGAUAUUGUUAAUUUCCACAUUCGAUUAGUGAAAAGAGUACAACAUAAUAUAAACAAUAUUUUGAUAAAUUGAUAUAUUUAUAUUGAUUAAACCAACUUCAAAAAAAUGUAAAAGAAAGCAAAUAACAAAACAAAUGUGUGUUAAAUCGGCCACCGUGAUCAGUUGGCCGCGUACUCCAUGAACUCCAGUCCACGGAAAUAGCGCUGCUGACACGGUAUGCUGUAAAAUUUAGAUUGUCAUGUCCUCUCUAAUACCAUCGGGGAAACAGUAUAACAUGCCUUUUCUGAAAUAGAUAUAAGUUUGUUAUUACUCCGGUGGAUCACGUAGUCAAUCGGACACCCGCAGUGAGUUAUAGGUAUAAUUUUUAAUGUGUAUGAAUAGAAUUAAAGCUUAAGCGUAUUUGUUAAAAAAAAAAAAAAUUGUUAGGAAAAAAAAAUUAUAUUUUAUAGUAUACAUUAUGCAAGUAUAUUUAUUGUUUAUCUUAUUAUAACUCACGGGUCUACGCGGCCUGGAUUCCAAGCACGGGCCAUAAAGAAAAAAAAAAAUGACCAAUAACCGUCAGUUAAUGGAUAUUGUACGAUUAGUUUGUAACAAUGAACGCGUUCUAUUUUGAUGACGGCACGCCUAAAUUGAUAAAUGCCUUCCGCGCGGGUCGCGUUUGCAUGCGUAUUGUCUUAAAGCGGUGACGGGCGCCACGGACGGGCUGGGAAAAGCGUACGCCCGUCAGCUGGCCAGCCGGGGCAUGGACUUGGUGAUCAUCAGCCGGACACAAGCGAAGUUGGACGCGACCGCUGACGAGAUCCGGACCGAGUACCCGGGGCGCCAGGUCAAGUGCGUCAAGGCGGACUUUACCGACCCGGACACUGACGCGGUGUUCGGCCAUCUGACCCGCGAACUUCACGGGCUCGAGAUCGGCGUGUUGGUCAACAACGUAGGCAUGUCGUAUCCGUACCCAGAGUACUUCCUGAAAGCUACCGAAGACCGGGGCGACAAAGACACUGGGGCCGGAGGACAUGGACCCGCCAUGUUCGACAACAUGGUCCGGUGCAACAUUACGUCCAUGGUGAACAUGUGUCGGCUCGUAAUGCCGGGAAUGGUGGAACGGAGACGCGGAUGCGUCAUCAACAUCGGCAGCGCGUCCUCCGAGAUCCCAUCUCCCCUGUUGACCAUGUACGGGGCCACCAAGGUGCGUACAUAUUAUUAUGUUUGAUCUUAUUUUUUUUUAUUAAUAAUGUUAUAUUUACGCCGUGUCAGCGCGUUCUGUUAUGAACGCAGACACUAUAACUGCAAUUAAACGGUUUUCUUUUUGCGUAUGUGUUCCGUGUAGAAAUUUGUCGAAAAAUUUAGCCGCGAUUUGAACACCGAGUACAGCGGUGGCGGCAAACAGGGUGCCAACAUCACCGUACAGUGCAUCAUGCCCGGGUUCGUGGCCACAAAGAUGAGCAAGAUCGGCCGCACGUCGUGGCUCGUCCCGUCGCCGGACAAGUUCGUCCGGUCCGCCCUGCAGACCACCGGGCUGGAGACGGUCACCACCGGGUACUACCCGCAUACGUUAAUGGUGAGGUUUUAAAGCUCGUGGUGAUUCUCGGGAUGACGGCGCAGAGUUAUCCACAACACUUCUCGCGACCGGAUCUCGAGCGAUCUAAUUACCGUGCCAUACUAACCGAACCGUCCACCCGUUUUUGAUAAUUUCCAGAUACAAGCGAUUGGACUAGCCCAGAGUGUUUCUGAGUCGAUGAUGGCGCGGAUGGUCAUGAACAAUAUGCUGGGCACACGGGCUAGGGCAAUACGCAAACAGGCCAAAGAACAACAACUGAAAUCUAUAGGUGAAGCCACCACCAAUUAAUACCGACAACGACCACAGCGCUUCGCUCACGUCCCGUCGAUUGCAAUGCGUCACCGGUUCGUUAACAAUUAGUUUAAUUUCGUUCUUUUUGCUUAAUUAGUUUAGUAUGGUGUAAACGUUUUUUUGAUUUUUUUCUUUUAAUAAUUCCUUAGUAUACGGUCUGUAAACCAUUCUAGAUCGAAUAUUAUGGUUUAAGAAUAGAUUUAGAAACAAUAAGUAGGCAAUUUUUUCCACGUUUUUUUUUUUUACCGUUCCGAAUUUUCAGUCACAUCGCAAAUCCCUAGUUGCAACCAGACAUAUUGAAUGUUCCCCGGGAAAUCUGCGACGACGAUUAAAAUUUAGGUACACGUACAAGUUUUUUUUUUCUUUUACUUUGGAUAUUAAGGUUAAGUUACGUCAGCUGGUUGCCGUAAUCGAUAAGAAUUGUUACGUUGAUCAUUGUUCUCUAUCGAAAAAAGAUUGUAAUUUAUUUACGUUUUAAAUUCAGUUACUAUAUGUAACUCUGGGUUAACUCAGUCAACGAAGUCUUUAUGCUCAAUCUUUAGUACGGUAUUGGUCAAUAGCGAUUUGUAUAAAAAAAUUAAUAUGUUCGGUUGACUAAUCAUAAAAUAAAAUUUAAACAUAUUCCGUAAAAAAAACAAAAUAUUAAAACUAAAAAAUCCAAAAAAAAAAAUUAAAUUGAAAAUAUAAAAAAAAAAACGAAAGGUUUUAACGGAUUCAUUGUAUCUGUAAGCAAUAUUUGAAAAAGCCAAUAUUCAUUGUAAAAGUACUAUGAGAAAGUUAUGAUAAUUAGAUAAAUAUAGCUGUUGAUAAGGACGUGACUGUAAACAGUUCACCUUUAUCAAAACACAAUUCGUAAGCUUUCUAAAUUAUUAAUUUUAAUAAUAAAUACGGCGAUAAGUAAAGUUCUCCUACAAGUUAAAUUAAUUAGAAAGUUACUAAAACACAUACAGAUUCCCAUCGACAAUUCGUAAAGUAGCUAUAAGUAUAGGCACAGUUGAAUCAUUGUGUUUUUUUUCAAAUAUGUUGCUGUAGAUGUAUAUGUCGUUAUCCUUGUUCAAAAUAAUUAUAAUUAGUUAUAAGUUAUCAUUAUGUUAAUAUAAACAUUAUAAUUUAUUAAGCAAAAGAAAAAUUAAAAAAUAAAAUUGAAAUAUCAAAAAAAAAAAAAAAAAAUUAUAAAUCCAAAAAAAAUAUCACAUGCGAUUUAUAUUUGCUCGAUUUGUAGAAACUAAAAUAAAACAAAUGUUAAUUGUAAGGGCUCAAUUGUUUUUUUUUUUUUAGUUAUAAUUAUUAUAUUUAAAGACUCAUAAUAUUGUUGUUAACGAAAUUGAUUCUCAUAUCCUUAUUAGCAACCGCAAAACACUAAAUUACACAACGACUUUUUAAACCACUCACAGAAUCUAUGUACUGUGGAAUUGUAAUAUCGUGUCGUGUACAAUAAUUAAACUGAACGUAUGUUUAUUUGACCAUA